Messenger RNA from Dovyalis caffra, 1737 nucleotides. NCBI's taxonomy places the organism in Eukaryota, Viridiplantae, Streptophyta, Magnoliopsida, Malpighiales, Salicaceae. The record is from the annotation of a GenBank genome assembly.
AUGAAUGUGGUACGAAACCUCAUGGAGAGAGUACUAAGGCCUCUUGUGGGUUUAAAAGGCUGGGAUUAUUGUGUUCUUUGGAAACUUAGCGAGAAUCAAAGGUAUAUUGAAAUGAUGGAUUGUUGUUGCGCUGGGACUGAGGCCACUCAAAAUGGUGGAGAAGAACUUCAGUUUCCUGUUUCUGCUGUCAUUCCUUGCAGGGAUGUCAUGUUUCAGCACCCAAGAACUAAAUCUUGUGAACUUCUUGCUCAACUUCCUUCUUCAAUGCCACUAAACUCAGGGAUUUAUGCAAAGACCUUGGGCACAAACCUACCUAGGUGGUUAAACUUCUCUAGUAGCUCCGAUUCAAGUGUUCUUGAAGAACCAGUUGGAACUAGGGCCUUGAUUCCAGUGCCCGGAGGACUAAUGGAACUGUUCGUUGCUAAACAAGUACCAGAAGAUCAACAUCUCAUAGAUGUUGUAACAUCUCAAUGCAACUUCCUAAUGGAACAGGAAGCAAUGAUGAACUCAACCAACAUGGAUUCAAGUUUGCCAAUUGAUGUGAAUGUUAUCAGCGAAGACCAGUCAAAGCCAUUUCUUGCUAAUGACAAUGAACGACAGGAUCAUCACAAUUUGAAUCCUCCAUAUGAUUUCUCCCUUGAUAGACUCCACAUGUGUAGUUCCCCAAUGAACAACUUCAUGCAGCAGUUCAAUUACAGCACCGACGAAACCAAAACUAAAGGUGAUGCCUUUCAAGGAGUAGAGAAUGGGCUGCAAGAUAUGGAUGAUUUGCAGAAGUCAAUGAUGGGUAAUACAGAAAGUACGCAGAUGCAAUUUAUGGAGUCAGGUUUAACAAACAAGGAUCAACAAGGAAAUGACAAAGAAUCAAUAAAACUAGAGAAUGGGCCAUCAGCAGAAUAUUCACACUCUGACUGCAACGAUGAUGAGGAUGAUGCCAAGUAUCGGAGGAGGAAUGGAAAAGGACCUCAAUCCAAAAACCUUGUUGCUGAGAGGAAGAGGAGGAGGAAGCUUAAUGAUAGGCUCUAUGCUCUCCGGGCCUUGGUUCCCAAAAUUUCGAAGCUGGAUAGGGCUUCUAUACUUGGAGAUGCGAUCGAAUUUGUAAAAGAGCUUCAAAAGCAAGCGAAAGAACUCCAGGAUGAGCUUGAAGAGAAUUCGGAUGAUGAGGGUGCUAAUAAUGGGAGCAACAACAAUCCGCCACCAGAAAUUCUGAACCAAAAUGGAGUUAUUCUUGGUGCAUUCAGGUCUGAUUAUGCUGUGAACGGAUUUCAUGUGGAAGCAUCAGGCGUCAGUACUGUUUCGAAACAGAAUCAAGACUUAGAAAUUACUCAAGAUAAGGGACACCAAAUGGAGGUGCAAGUUGAAGUGGCUCAAAUAGAUGGGAAUGGGUUCUUUGUUAAGGUAUUCUGUGAGCACAAGCCUGGAGGGUUUGUAAGAUUAAUGGAGGCUUUCGAUUCUCUUGGCUUAGAAGUUGAAAAUGCUAACGUGACCAGCAAUAGAGGCCUAGUUUCCAAUGUCUUCAAAGUAGAGAAGAAGGACAGUGAAAUGGUCCAAGCAGACUAUGUCAGGGACUCUUUGCUGGAGUUAACAAGAGACCCACCAAGAGUGUGGCCUGAAAUGCCUAAAGCAUCAGAGAUUUGCAGUAAUGGGAUGGACUAUCCUCACCAUGACGAUCACCACCAGCACCACCUGCAUAAUGGCCAUAUGAAUUUCAACCACCAUCACCUCCACCACCUUUGA